AAUAAUGUUCUAUUGAAUCACUGAGUUAGAUGUUAGAGCAGAAUUCAAGGAAUGCAAUGUAUGAUUUUGUGGCCUCCUGUCGAGAAGAUUUGGGACCAUUAUGUCAAAAUUGGUUUGAGGAACUUAGUUUGUCGGCAGCUUCUAACCACCUUAAACAACCGAGAAAUGACGCUCGUAGCUUUAUUUCAAGUUAUUUCAAAACACCGUGGCAGAAGCAGACUCUGCACAGCCAGCUGGAUUGUACUCCAUCAAUUUUCAGUGGUCUAACUUUAAUAACUCCGUCAGUAUCCAUGACAGAAAAAGGGACUGAAGAAACUUGGUUGAAAGGGGGAAACAGUUAUUCCUCUGUGAAGCAAAGAAUUAAAACUCUGUACAAGACAAAUGGGAAUGAAACCUCGAAUCCAGCCUCUGAGAUCUCUUUAAUAAAGAGCCCUAUUCUGUUGCAUAAUACAUGCAGGACUCCACAACACACUUAUUCUGUACAAGAUGGUGGACGUUCAUUGUUCAGCCCUCCAGUGUCAUCUGAGAUCUCGUCAAAGCGGAUUUCGGAAAGUCUUGGGGCUGAGGUGGAUCCUGACAUGUCUUGGACCAGUUCAUUAGCGACUCCUCCAUCAUUGAAUCCAACAGUCAUUAUAUGUAAAGCCAAAGAAAAUAACUUGCCUCAAGACAGGCUGAAGGAAGUACAAGUGCCUUCACUUUUACACAGCAAUAUAAAUACACAAUGCGAUGCAUUUGCUAUUGGUUUAAAGAGUGCCUAUGCAAUGCCUGUAAUUGGGGAGGAGGAAAGUGAAGACGUAGAAGCUGUUAAUCAGAGUCAUGUGUCUGAAGAUGACUCCGCCUGCUUAUCUAAAAGGAUAAGUGAAGAUGGGAAGCCAUUUAUUUCUAGGACUCUGUCUGAUGACUCAAUGUCUUUCACUGAGUCCACACAUUUGGGACUAAGAAGAGUGAAAUCCUUUUCUAGAAAGAGAAAGCAAAACUCUACAGUUGGCAAUUUUCAAUCAAGCACUAUUAAAACUUUAGCACCUUCCUCUGCCGAUGAAAAGUGUUUGGAAUGCAUCGUGGCUAAAUCGGACUGCAAUGUAUUUUCAAAUAACUUGACUCUUAGUCCAGUUAAAGAAUGCUGUAAGAAACGGGUUGUUUUGAAUGAAGAAAACUUGGGUGUCAAUUUAAACCAGAGUCCUGAUGGUAACUUGAUUGUCAAUAGUUUAGAGAAAGAAUUAUCUGGUCAAAAUGUAACUUCUUCAUCUGACUGGUCUCAGCUGAAUCUGUCAGAACUUGAUGAGAGCCAUUUGAUGAAUGGUUACUCUGACAUUAUGAAUUCUUCUACAGAUGCAUUGUGUUUGAAAAGUGUUGGUGAUCGAAAACUCAUUUCUAACGGAGAAGCUAAUAAUCAGCAAUCGGGCAAUGAUUUAGAAGGAAACAUUGAAGGAUCCAGUUCUGUGACCUGCGUAGAUAUAGUUCCAAUAUCACAAAGACCAACCUCUCAUUCUUUAACAGAUGAAAUAACAAUAACAAAGAUUAAUUUUAAUCAUUGUGCAUUUGCUAAUGAUUUCAGCACAGUUGAUGAAAGCACAGAGAAUUCUGGAGCAGAAGUGAAAGCUAGUACUCCAAAUCGUGCUUGUAGAAUGCAAUUGUCAAAGCUACCCACUUCUGAAAUUCCUUGCACAGAUUAUUAUAAAAUUGAUGGUUCAACAUCAGUUCAACCAUUUGUUGAUGGAUGGUUAGAUUUAAAUUCAGAAACUGUAGCAACCAGACCGUUUCCCUUUUGCAAGAACGAAAGAGCACAUACGAAGGAGCCCAUGACUACUUUGGAAGAUCAGAAAGUCAGUUUUACAGACUCUAUCAGCAAUGAUAUACCAUUUCAACCUGCUAUAAAUUCCAGAAUGCUCAGAGAUGGUGUUUAUUCUGUGACAUAUUCAGAUGCAGCUAAAAAUCCCUCACUGGUUCAGGAUUUGAUAAAAUGUCAAGUAAAUGAGGAAGACCUCACUUUUUUGCUUUCUAGUCUGAAAGAGCGUCCAAGGAAAUUUGUUUACACUGUGCAAGAUUCUUCAAAUCAUCAAGCACAAAUGAACAUACCUCUGGACAUAACUAAAUUGCAAAAUAAAACACUGAUUCAGCCGAUGGUACUUGAGCCUUCCUGCAAGUUAUCUGCUCCAGAAUCUAGAAAGCGAAAAAACAAAGUGGCUACCAGCAUUGUUGAUUAUCCUGGCAUUGAUCACUCUGAAGCCAAUCAGAAACAUGACACUGAAGCAAAUGAAAAUCUGCAACAGAAUCAUUGUUUUCCAAAGCAGUGUGACAGUGUAGAAAACGAAGUGGUGCCUCAGCAUCUUAAGGAUAAAACUGAUGAAAAUGUAUUCGAUGCUCCCAGUAAUGGCAAGAAUUGGGAUCAUUUUGUGAACAGCAAGCCUGUUUCUUGUAACGAAAGAGAUGGUAGAAUUUUUGCCACAGCUUGUCACACCGUGGCUAAAAAGUUGGCUUUUGAGUCCAAAGUGACGUUGACUAAUAGUUUUGGUGCCCAGGCUGAAAUUGCUGAGGACAGUGAUGUACUUUCGGUUGUUAAAUCUGCUCAUCCGGAGAGGACAUGUGUAAUUCAAAACAAUAUUAUGCAGAAUAAGGAGAAGUCUUACUUUGAGUUUAGAUUUUCACCUUUCUCUGAUGCAAAUCAAAGUCCUUUGCAUUAUAAUUGCAGUACAACAAAACUUGGUGGAAACACAGCUAUCCAUAAUGAACUUGACAGCAAUUCUACUUUUUUACCAAUUUCUACACAAUUAUCAACCAAGAAACUAUCCUACACUUCAAUUUUAUCUCAUACAGUAUCUUCUCAAUCUUCCUGUAUCACUAAUAUUUUGCACAAAACAAAGAAACUUUAUGAUCUCAAAUGCAAGGGGGAAAAAGUUUGUUUUUCUGAAUCCUUGCAACUAAAACCAAGAGGCCAUGCGGAGAUAUCAACAUCAUUGAGUACAGAGAAACAAUUAGAGGAAAGUCUUGAUACUAACAAGGGGUUACUAAAUGAAAAGCAGCGACUUGACUCCCAUACUUGUGUAGAAGCUGAAAAGAGACAGUAUACUAUUAAUGCAGGUUUCCACAUUGGUAAUAGAAAAAUUGCAGUGUUGGCAUCCACUUUGAAGAGCAGAAAACUGAUUGCUGAAAUAGACAAUGAUACAUUCUUGACUUCUUCAAAACCUGUACUGGUACAGUCAUUGCCAGAAUGUGAAACAAAAUAUACAGAAAGUACUUGUACAGAACGCAUGGAUAUAUCUGGCAUUGAAAUUACUAUGAAUGAAUCUUCCAGUUUGACACCAAGCUGUAUGAAUUCUCUUAAAAGAAAAAAGGAAGCUCUUUCUGCCUCCAACACUGAAGCACAGUUGCAUCAGCCUGCUGAGGUUACUCGACCUUCAAAUUCUGUUGUUCCGAAACAACAUGAUUCAGCCAGAGUGAAAUCUCAGAAUGCACAAGGUGACAUUGGUUCUGUGACAGUGACAAAAGAAAUUUGUACACUUUCAGAAAACACACACAAUCCACUGGUAACUGGAAGUUUUGAAUCUUGUCAACAUCGGCUCAGUUGCUCGAAACCCUUUGAACAGUGUACAGAUUUAUCUGCUGAUACCAUUUCGAAAGAAAAUCUUGAAAAUGAAAACUUAAAAGUGAACUCUGCACAGGAAGUUGUUUUUGAAUAUGUCCCUUCAAAAAAUAGAGUCAGGAGUCAAGAAAGAUAUAGUCCUUCCUCUUCAGCCAAAGUGGAGGUUAAAACUAAAUCCCCUGAAUCCAAGUUUACCACUGAACAUGUUAAACUGUGUCCAUCUGACAAUGGAGAAACACAAACUUUUGAUUCCUCUGCAAUCUUAUCUCAGCCAAAGUUGCUUGGAAAAUGCACUUAUUUAACUGGUAGUCAAAUAGAACUAACAGAAUUAAUUCGUGUGUUAGAGGACACAGAUACCCAGUUUGAAUGUAUGCAAUUUAGCAAUCAAUCUACAGUCGAAGUAACAAACAAAGAUACAAACCUUCUGGUUACUGAGCAUUUAGAUCAGACUUCCCCAGCUCCUCUUUUGGAAAAACAGAAGGAUGUUAAUUUGGUUAAAAGUUUGGGCCUUGAGCCUUCAAUGCACUUAGAUAACAAGUCAUGCAACACCCCACAGCAUGCGGCCUCCUCAAAAAUGAGCACCACAUCUGAAAUCUGUUGUCAGAAUGUGGAAGAAAUACAGCAAAUUAUAUCAGAUGAUCUUGUUGAUUCCUUUGCCUUGAGCAAUGGAGAAAAAGAUGCAGCAUCGUCAACAGUACCAAAUGUCUGUGUGAACGCUAUGGAACUUGGCUCAGAUGUUAAAAUUAAACCAGUUACACUUGGUCAAGCAGUUCUAUCCCUGAACGACAAUGUGACAUUUAAGGGGAAGUACAGAGGAUUUUGUGCAGCAAGUGGGAAUAAAAUAAAGCUCUCUGUAGAGAGUCUGAGAAAAGCAGCAAACAUUUUCAAGGACAUUGACAAUGAUCAAACUACUGCUCAGAAUAAUGCAGUUAAUGGUUUCAGCUAUUUACUGGGCAAUUCUGUGACUAAGUCUGAAAACUUAAUUGAGGCUAAAUCAGAUGAUCAAAAAUCUGUAGAAGCUAAUGAGUCGCAUCAGCUAUGUGCAGCUCUUGGCAAUCAUUCAUCUGAUUAUAGUAAAAGUGAGGGUAUAUUGAAAAGUGGACAUAAAAUUGAAAUCCGUGAUAAAUAUGGAAGUGGUUUCCAGUCAGUCGGGAGAAGGAGAUUCACUGAAUCUGAAGAAGCAAUGCAAGAUAAAACAGUAUAUUUGACCACUAAAUCAAGUGUCUUGAAAAAUUUUGACACUGAGAACAAAGGGAAACAGAGUACAAUUGAAAAUGCAACUUGGGAAAAGAGCACAUGGCAACCUGCCAGCAGUAGCACUAAAGAUACUGGGAACAAGGAAUUAGGUAACAGUGAAAUAGAUCCUGAAAUGAGGUGUUUCCAGACUGCAAGUGGUAAAAGAGUCACGGUGUCUAAAGGAAACUUGGAUAAAGCAAGACGUUUAUUUGAGACUGAAGAUUUCUUUAACGAAAACUGGCAAAACUCCAAGCUUCCAAUUGAAGUAGCAAAAAAUGCACCUCAACAACCUGAUGAGAGUGUAAAUAUUUUAGAAAGCCGUGUGGUGAAAAAUGAUGUAAGUAUGCAACUCAGUGAUCCAAGAGGGAGAAUUCAGACAGAAUUAAAUGUUACAGUUUGCCCUACAUUUACAGUUCACUCUGAGAGCAAUAUUUCUGAAAGUAAUUCCAUUCAAAAUAGGUCACUGUUUGCUGCUCCAGGCACUAGCAUGAAAGGAUUUCAAACUGCUAGUGGUAAGUUAGUUCCUGUAUGCAAAGCAUCUCUUGAUAAAGCAAAAGUUCUAUUUGCUGAGGAGGAUGUAUUGCAUAAACCUAUAAAAUGUUCUACUGAAACAUCUGCUUGUCCACAUACAGGUUCACCAGUAAUUCAGAAUGCAAAGAAGAAACCGUUGAUGAAUGUCCACAGUCCUGAAUUGCUUCACCAUAUCAAUUGUAAAAGUGAAUUGCAUCCAUUUUCUUUUCAAAGCAAACCUGUGUCUGAGUGUUCGAAUCUGUCCAACAGUACAGAAAUGAGAGGUUUCCAGACUGCUAGUGGUAAAAGAGUCAAUGUGUCAGAAAUGGCCUUAAGUAAAGGAAGGGCUUUAUUUGUUGAAGAGAAUUUUAAUAAAUUGGGAAUUCAAGACUAUUUAAUAUCAUCUACAGAUAAUAAAAAUGUGCUUUCUGAGGACAAUAUUUUAAAUGAUAAAGAAGCUAACCUUCCACAGAGGUUAAAUAUGACUCAUCUGAUGACUGUUCUUCCAGUUAAGCAAUCAUUAGGGUUCUUCACUGCAAAUGGCGACAUUGUUUCAGGAAGUGAGACAAAUGUGAAAUAUGUGCAAGAAAAAUUUUCAGCUGAUGAGCCUGGGGACAGUAAAAUUUCAAUUUCAGAUCAAGAUGCUUUUGAUGUAUCUAAGCCUUCUCAACAGUUUAUUAAUACAGGAUCUAUUGCUCUUGGUACAGUAAGUGGCAAGUCUGUAUGUAGUUCUGAAGAGUCUUUGAAGAAAUGUAAACACUUACUUAAUGAUGUGAGAGCUAAUGAAAAAAUUAUGGACAAUGGUAUGACCUCCAAGGAAAAGCAACUUUCUGAAGAAGCCUGUAAUCCAGACACCUCCAUCAAAAAGGCAUUUCUUGGGUUCAACACAGCAAGUGGAAAAUCUGUUUUUGUUUCUGAUGAUGCACUUCAGAAAGUUAAGCAUGUGUUAAAAGAAUUUGACAAUAGUGAUUCUUCUAUAAUUAGCUCAAAAGCUGCAUUUUGCAAAAAUCCUCAAAUACUGUUAACAUCCACCUGUUCUUCAUCAUUGUUUUCUAAUGCUGCUAUGAGCAGGGACCAAGCAUGUGAAGAAGAAAGUUCAGAAUUGUUUCCUAAAUCAUCAAAUAACUCUGCAGAGAAUAUUUCGGUCUUGCAGAAUUCUCCCCAGGUAGAGUUAAAUGAAAGGGAGAUCGACAGAUCUACAAAAAAUUUCAUAGAUUAUUCAAAUAACAGUGUUUUCAUGUCUGGCUUUCAAACUGCUAAAGGUAAAAAAGUAAUGGUAGAAGAAAGUAGUUUAGCUGCAGCAAGAAUGCACUUAGCUCCAACUGAAAAUGGUGAAUUGGGUCAUUCUGCUGAGAGAGUAAAUAUGCCGACUGGAAGCAGAAAUAAAUCAAUUUCCAACAUGAACAAUGAACCUGCACAUACAGCGCAUGCUUUGAAUUGCAAACAUAGCAUGCAUCCCAAUAUAUUGGAAAACAACAUGGCAAAAGUAACUGUGGAGGCUCUGAUGAAAGAUGAUCAACCUCUUGAUACUACACUGCACAAGUCAUUUCGAAAAACCUAUGGCAGUAUCAAUCAAUCUGUUAGACCAAACUUAAAAAUGGGAAAAAGACUCCGAUCAGAAGGAAAGACUACAGAGGAGCCUCUCCCAAAAAGGCAACUGCUAUCUGAAUUUAACAGAACUAUACACAGUGACCGCAAAGUUGAAUUCAAAUCUUUACUAUGUAAUCCUGAAGGAGUACUUUGUGACCGAAGGAAAUUCAUGUAUAUUGUCCCAAUGAAAUCUGUUGCUUGUGGUCUAUCUGUAGACAAAAGUGUUUCAAACAGAAUUCAUCAGCAGUCGAUUUCUCCCAAUGUCACGUUCCCUAUCCAAGAAGACUCAAUUCAGCAUAAUUUGUGCCUUCAACAUGAAGUCAGUUCACUGAAAGGACAACGGGCAGUAUUCAAACCUCCAUUCCAAAGGUGUUUAAGUGAUUGCAUUGAACAGAACAGCAGUGGACAGACUACAUCAAAGCCAGCAAAGAUUUUUGUCCCACCAUUCAAAACUAUUUCAAAUUCAAAUCCAAUGGAAAGCCAAGACAAUGUGAAAUUCAUCAAUUCUUCAAUUCCAGCUGAAAUUGGGAUUUCAGCAAAGGCUAUGAAUCUCAAUACACUGGUACAAGAUGACAGCAUAUUAAAACAUAAGUCAGUACUACCUAGAAAUAUUCGAGAUGAAUUCCAGUCAGUGUCUGAUAUUUCAGAAGAACUUCAACCUGCUGCUGAAGGUAUUUCUAGGAUGGUUCAGAAUCUGAGAUGUGCAAGAGGUCUUCAGGAGAAGAGGUUAAUCCAGAAGCAAAAGCAAGUUAUUCGUCCACAGCCAGGGAGUUUGUACAGGAUUAAAAACUCUGGUGGACCAAGACUGUCUUUGCACUCAGCAGUUGAAGGGAAACUUCCAACCUCUUUCACAGAAGAGCAGCUAUACACUUACGGAGUCAGCAGAGGUAUUUUGAAGGUACGAGCAGAAAAUGCCGAAUCAUUUCAGAUCAACAGUCAAGAAUUUUUCAGCGAGGAACUGGUUAAAGCUGGAAAUGGAAUGCAGCUUGCUGAUGGUGGUAGGCUUAUACCUGACGAUAAUGGAAUGGCAGGAAAAAGUGAAUUUUACAGAGCUCUUUUAGAUUCUCCUGGUGUAGAUCCCAGAUUAAUUAAUGAAGCUUGGGCCUACAAUCAUUAUAAAUGGUUAGUGUGGAAACUUGCAGCAAUGGAGAUAGCAUUCCCCAAAGAGUUUGGUGGCAGGUGCCUGACACCAGAAGCAAUUCUUCUGCAACUUAAAUACAGGUAUGAUGUAGAGAUUGAUCAGUGUUGUCGAUCUGCCUUGAAAAAAAUUAUGGAAAGGGAUGAUGUGGCAGCAAAAACACUUGUGGUUUGUAUUUCUAAGAUAAUAUCAAUGGGAACAAAAUCAUCUCAAAAUAACCCAGAUCUUGAUGAUGCAACUAAACAGUCAAAAACUGUAACUGACAAAUGCAUCAUAGAAGCAAAGAAGGUUGUGCACUUAGGAGUUGUUGAAGUCACUGAUGGCUGGUACGGAAUUAAGGCCCUUCUGGAUCUUCCACUCACAUCACUUCUGCAGAAAAGAAGACUUGUAGUUGGUCAAAAAAUCAUUGUCCAUGGGGCAGAGCUUAUUGGGUCACAGGAUGCUUGUACACCGCUGGAAGCUCCAGAAUCACUAAUGAUAAAAAUUUCAGCCAAUGGUACCAGAUCAGCUCGAUGGUAUGCUAAGCUGGGAUUUCACCGUGACCCUCGACCUUUCCCAUUAUCAAUAUCUUCUCUGUUUAAUGAAGGUGGAAUGGUUGGUUGUGUUGAUGUAAUUGUUGUUCGAGUUUACCCUAUGCAGUGGAUGGAAAAGAAAUCCAAUGGAACGUAUAUAUUUCGGAAUGAACGGGCUGAAGAACGAGAGGCUCAGAUACAUUAUGACAAUCAGCAGAGAAAGUUGGAACUGUUGUAUGCCAACACUGAAGCUGAACUGCAAGAACGAUAUGGAGUUGACGAAAAGAAAAGCAGAGAACACAAAGUGGAGAAGUUAAGUGACCAACGGAUCAUGAUGCUUCAAGAUGGUGUAGAUUUGUAUGAAGCAAUUCAGAAUUCUUCAGAUCCAUUAUCUGUUGAGGGCUAUUUAAAUGAACAACAGUUGAGAGCCCUGAAUAACUACAGACAAUUGUUGAAUGAACAAAAACAAGCCCAGAUUGAGGCGGAGUUCAGAAAAGCAUUGGAAAGUGCUGAAAAUGAAAACAGCUACACAAAAAGGGAUGUUAGUCCUGUGUGGAAACUCUGUGUUAUGGACUACAAAAAUCAGAACAGUGAUGCAAUUUAUAUGUUAAAUAUCUGGCGCCCAGUUACUGAUCUACAUUGCCUCUUGAAGGAGGGUGGAAGAUAUUGUAUCUAUUAUUUGACAACAUCAUCAUACAAGAAACGGCUAAACCAUGCUGAUCUGCAAUUGACUGCCACAAAGAAAACUAGAUACCAACAGCUGCAGCCAUCUCCCGAAGUGUUGGAAAAACUCUAUCAACCUAGGCAGGCAGUGGCUUUUAGAAUGCUCAUUGAUCCAUUCUUUAGAGCCUUUUGCAAGGAGGUGGACUUAGCAGGAUAUGUGAUCCACAUUUUGGGAAAAUCAGGUGCACCUACAACUGUGUACCUGGCUGAUGAAAACCAGGAUCUGGUGGCUGUAAAGAUUUGGGGAGGUUUAGGCCAGCUGGUUUUGGAAGAUACUAUCAAACCAGGUGCCUUGGUUGGUGCAAGCAAUUUACAGUGGAAAUCAUGUGGGUACAUGGGUAUUCCUACUCUGUCCACUGGGGAUCUUUCCAGCUUCUCUGCAAACCCAAAGGAAGGACAUCUACGGGAAAAGUGCACUCAACUGCAACUUUCUGUUCAGAAUCUACAGAGUUUCAUUAAGAAAACUGAGGAAAAGUUGAUGACUGUGCUUGAAACAGUAAAUACUCCAAGGGCAUCCAGAGAUUUGAGUGCUCAUCCAUUUGUUCCUACUCAAAGGAUAUCGGGCUCUGUUUCAGAUAGUAGCACUCUGCAUACACCAUCUAAUUCUGAAAGUAAGACACAGAUACUUUCACCAUCUGUAGAACUUGGAUCCGGACCAGCUUUGUGUAGUACAGAAGCAACAUCUAGUGAUUCGGUAGAAAAUUUGAAGAAGAAGAAACUUAGUUUUUUGUCUCGGAUUCCUUCUCCUGCUCCAUUGUCUCCCCUUUGUAGUUCUAUUUCACCAGCUGUACAGAAAGGUUUUAAACCACCCAGGCGAUGUGUUAUCCCUCAAAGCCAUGAAGCAACAAUUCAAGCUGGAACUAAUAAACUUCCCUCUUUGAAGAGAACUGCAGUUUCCAAAAUAGCUGAUGAUAAUUGGGUCACAGAUGAAGAACUUGCAAUGAUAAACACUCAGGCACUUCGAGAAGGUUGGGAAAAUGGACACAGUAAAAAUGAGGAAGAAAAGAUUACAAAGACACAAAUGAUCAUUCCAAAGGGUAUUUCAUCUGAAAAUAUUAAAAGUCACCUUGACAUUAAUCUUGGGUCUCAAACUUCAAAAGUAGCUGAGGACAACUGGGUUACAGAUGAGGAACUUGCAAUGAUAAAUACACAGGCACUUUUUGAAGGUUGUGCUAAUGAGAGCAAUGAAAGGGACAGAGAAAAGAUUCAAAGAUCCCAAAUUGUCAGUAGUGGGAACCUUGCCUUGUUGCCACAAAAUAGUGAAUUUGGGAGCAAAGUUUCCAAGAUUGUUAAUAAUUUGAUUACAGAUGAAGAACUUGCAAUGACAAAUAUACAAGUGCCUUGUGAAUGUUGUGUUACUGGGAGCUGUGAAAAUAACAAGGGCUCAUGUGAAAAGGUGCAAAUUGUCAGUUCUAAUAACUCUACAUCUUUGCAGCAAAAUGACGAAACAUCGCUUGAAUGUGAAUUUGAGACAGUCAUUGCUUCACGAAAUAAAAGUUCACCUGUUGUCUCUCAGUCCAAAAGAAGGCGCACAAAUGAAAUUAAUAUGGGAAAUUCAAAUGAAAACACUUGUCAAUCUGAAAGAAAAACUGGCCCUGCACAAAACACUGGUUGUGACAAAAUUGAAGCUCAGGUCGAGGAUGAUUUACAAAACAAACAGGUUUUGCCUUGUAACUGCAGAGGAAUAGAAAAUAAAAAUUGAGGUUCUUUUCCACUACAUUUAGAGUACAUAUUGUUGAGGACUGAAUGUUCUAUUUAAAGUGAUCUAUGC
Molecule: messenger RNA, 11060 nt
Organism: Hemiscyllium ocellatum (epaulette shark)
Lineage: Eukaryota; Metazoa; Chordata; Chondrichthyes; Orectolobiformes; Hemiscylliidae
Gene: brca2
Product: BRCA2 DNA repair associated
Exons: 26
Coding region: 57-10991 (3644 amino acids)
Biological process (GO): double-strand break repair via homologous recombination; regulation of DNA-templated transcription
Cellular component (GO): nucleus
Source: RefSeq, a predicted model, not a curated record